UCGAGUGCUCCUCUCUUUAUUUGCAUAUGCACCAGAUUUAAUCUGAAUCAGAUGGCUUAUAAGCUUACUGAGAAUCUGCAAAACCUUAAGCCCUCUUUCUCAGGACUCGACUCUUCAAAUUUGCUGCUGAUAGACCACAAAGCAUUAGAGAAUUUUAGGUCAACCGAUGAUCAAGAUCAAUUUGUAGAUUUCUCCUAUGGCAGAAGCUUCACGAAUCAUCAACAGCAAUCGUAUCUCCCUAUGAACUUGGCUAAUAAUAUCCAAAGCUCGCUGCACGUAUCUCCUGCUGCUGCAGUUUCUGGAACUGGGCAGAGUGAAAACAUUAAGAGCUUUGGAGGAAGAAAACGAAAGAGAAAGGAUGAGAAAGAUUUGCAGAAGCCAACAGAAGUAGUUCAUGUGAGAGCAAAAAGAGGCCAAGCUACAGAUAGUCACAGUUUGGCAGAAAGGGUAAGAAGAGAGAAGAUCAAUGAGAAGCUCAAAAACUUACAGAACCUGGUUCCAGGAUGUUAUAAGACGAUGGGAAUGGCUGUAAUGUUGGACGUCAUUAUUAAUUAUGUUCAGUCACUCCAAAAUCAAAUUGAAUUUCUCUCUAUGAAGCUUUCAGCAGCUAGUAUGUACUAUGAUUUCAAUUUGGAGAAUGACAAUAUUAUUGAAACUACUCAGGGGACAAAUGCAUAUGAAGUACAACAGAUGGAGAGGAUAGGAAGAGAAGGAUAUGGGGAAGCUUCUAAUUAUUUUCAUUCAGCAUGGUUCCUUUGACUAAAAUCACAAUUAGUUCUAUACCUAAAUAAUAUAUGUUUUUAAAAGGAGACAUGCAUUGCAUUUAAGGGCGGAGGGAAGUUACGGCAAGGGGCACGUACCGUACCGGCGAUCGAAAAAUGCUUUGAAGGGGAUGAAGGUGUCGCAGCGGCGCAGCCGGUACCCUAUUAAAGGGAAGCUCCUGGCUCCGCCACUAAUUGUAUUGUCUGCGUAUAGCAAAUGAAAAAACAUAAAAUAUAGUC
Messenger RNA from Manihot esculenta (cassava), 1001 nucleotides. RefSeq names its product transcription factor bHLH75. Gene Ontology annotation, cellular component: nucleus. Gene Ontology annotation, biological process: regulation of DNA-templated transcription. The coding region runs from base 52 to 759 and encodes 235 amino acids. The transcript has 6 exons. The record is from RefSeq and is a predicted model, not a curated record. Gene Ontology annotation, molecular function: protein dimerization activity; DNA-binding transcription factor activity. NCBI's taxonomy places the organism in Eukaryota, Viridiplantae, Streptophyta, Magnoliopsida, Malpighiales, Euphorbiaceae.